UAAUUGACUUCACAUUUGAUAACAAUUUAGUGAAAACAUUAAUUGCAUUCAAAUUGUAUCAAAAAUUUAUACAUAUUUUAAUUGAUAUACAAUUGGUUUUAGUAUUUGAUUGUGUUUUGCGAUCAGUUUUAGCCUUUUGUUUGCAAAUAAUGUCUAACUUUAAGAGUGAAGUGAUUCAGAGGUUAAGAGCGGAUAUUCGUUCAAAACUGGACCAAAUCGGGGCGUUUGUAGACAAUGAAUUAGCGGAUUAUAUAAUGGUUUUGGUCGCCAAUCAAAAGUCCAAAUAUCAGAUGAAAGACGAUUUGUCGCUGUUUUUGGGCGCAGAGACGGAUCAGUUCGUCAAUUGGUUGGCCAAUACUCUCAAACGACUACAACUCGCCAAUCAA
Molecule: messenger RNA, 386 nt
Organism: Medioppia subpectinata
Lineage: Eukaryota; Metazoa; Arthropoda; Arachnida; Sarcoptiformes; Oppiidae
Source: the annotation of a GenBank genome assembly